This is a messenger RNA of Melitaea cinxia (Glanville fritillary), 2125 nucleotides long. It is a transcript of the gene Mtpbeta, whose product is annotated as trifunctional enzyme subunit beta, mitochondrial. Gene Ontology annotation, molecular function: acyltransferase activity, transferring groups other than amino-acyl groups. The transcript has 12 exons. Gene Ontology annotation, biological process: fatty acid beta-oxidation. Lineage: Eukaryota; Metazoa; Arthropoda; Insecta; Lepidoptera; Nymphalidae. Bases 113 to 1534 code for a protein of 473 amino acids. The record is from RefSeq and is a predicted model, not a curated record.
AGUCAAUUGUCAAAGUUCGUUGACAAUUUGAUACAGUGGCUGUAUUGGUGUCUUUUCCUGACAGGAAUAAUUGAGAAUAUCAGUUAAAGACGUUGAUCGUUUAAGGGAAGCCAUGGCAUCGCAAGUCACAAAGACCUUUAUAAAGGCGGCUCGUCCUACUUUCUCCGCAAAGUUUGAUACAGCCAGGCGUGCCCUAAGUGUAGGAGGGGCACUACAGCAGAAGAAGACUUUGCCAGACAAGACCGGCAAGAAUGUUGUUCUUGUUGAUGGAGUCAGGACACCAUUCUUGGUGUCGUUCACAGACUAUGCAAAGAUGAUGCCACAUGAACUGGCCAGGCAUUCCUUGCUAGGCCUUCUACAAAAGACUGGUAUACCCAAGGAGGUGGUAGACUACAUAGUCUAUGGCACCGUCAUCCAAGAAGUGAAGACUUCCAACAUUGGUCGUGAAGCUGCUUUAGCUGCGGGCUUCAGUGACAAGACACCUGCCCAUACUGUUACUAUGGCUUGCAUAUCAUCUAAUCAAGCUAUUACCACUGGUGUGGGCAUGAUAGCGGCUGGUGCUUAUGAUGUGAUUGUGGCCGGUGGAGUGGAGUUCAUGUCAGACGUGCCAAUCCGCCACUCACGCAAGAUGAGAGCCUUGCUUCUGAGACUCAACAGAGCCAAGACUCCGGCUCAGAGACUGUCCUUGCUAGCCAGUAUCCGACCUGACUUCUUUGCUCCCGAACUGCCGGCAGUGGCGGAGUUCUCGUCGGGCGAGACGAUGGGCCACAGCGCCGACCGGCUGGCGGCCGCGUUCGGGGCGUCGCGCGCCGAGCAGGACGAGUACGCGCUGCGCUCGCACUCGCUGGCGGCGCGCGCGCAGGCCGCCGGCCACUUCACCGACCUCGUGCCCGUUAAAGUGGAAGGUAAAGACGGUCUGGUGGACAAAGACAACGGCAUCAGGGUGUCGACUCCGGAGCAACUUGCCAAGCUGAAGCCGGCCUUCAUCAAACCUCACGGCACCGUCACUGCUGCUAAUGCGUCCUUCCUUACGGACGGUGCGUCAGCCUGUCUCAUCAUGUCGGAGGCGAAGGCCAAGGAGCUUGGUUUGAAGCCCAAGGCCUAUCUGAGAGACUUCACUUACGUGGCUCAGGAUCCCGUCGACCAGCUGUUACUUGGACCCGCUUAUGGCAUCCCCAAGAUCUUGGACAAAGCCGGUCUCAAGCUCAGUGACAUCGACACCUGGGAGAUUCACGAGGCCUUCGCUGGUCAAAUUUUGGCUAACUUGAAGGCACUCGACUCAGAUUGGUUUGGACAAACUUACCUCGGACGUCAAUCUAAGGUCGGAGCUCCUGAUUUAGACAAGUGGAACAAGUGGGGCGGUUCUCUGUCUAUUGGACAUCCUUUCGCUGCUACUGGGGUCCGCCUCGCCAUGCAUACGGCUCAUCGCCUGGUGAAGGAAGAUGGUCAGCUCGGUAUCAUCUCCGCCUGUGCGGCAGGCGGGCAGGGCGUCGCCAUGUUGCUGGAGAGGCACCCCGACGCCACCGCCAACUAACGACAAUCAACAGCAACUAACAGCAAUCAACAACCGACAAUAACAAACUGUUUGUGCUAAAUCAAACUCAAAAAAUUUGCCUUGAAGGGGUUGGGAGUUCUGAAAAGCUGGGUGUGACUGUUGAAAUUUAAUAUUUUUUAAAUUUUUAUGCUAUAUUAUUAUUUCUUUAACUUAUAAUCAAAUCCGUCAAAGAUUUUUUGAGUAGGUAAGUUAAUCUUUAGUGCACGCACUAAUCAUUGAAUAGUUAUCAUACUUCAUAUAUGAUAUAUGAUACUGGACAAAAAAAAUUUUUUUAGUAACAUCCCAUUACACUACACAUUUAUGUGCACAAAAAACAUGCUCUGCCAUAUAAAUAUAUACUGUAAAAGUAGUAUGUCACAGAAAACAUAAAUUUCAUUAUUUUUUUUUAAAUGUCAUAUUCUGUAGUUAACAAUAUAACCAAAUCUUUAGAUCUUGUCAAUCAAACCCAGUCUACUGAAAGCGGUAAGAAUUAUGUUUAACAAUGCGUAUUUAGUUUUUAAGGGAAAGUCUAUGUAUUUUUGAUGAUUAUUUAUAGAACUGUCUGUUUAAUAAAUAAAAAAUUAUAUUAUA